AUGUGUAUUCAAAUCUUGAUUCUUUUUGUCAAAGUAAUAUGUGUAAUUGGAUAACUAGACAACAGCAUAAACUUUAUUUACUCUCACUAAUUUACUAGCUAACUGAAUCAAACUUAACCAUUAUGGACUCCAUUUCUGCUACAUCCUAUAACUUAAAAUAAUUUAGUUUUUGUAUCUACUAGUAAUUCAGUAAUUUCGAUUGUCAACUAACUUGGAUGUCAAAUACUUUUCUACGAAAAUGUAAGUGAUGAUUUAAUUUCAUGCUUUUAAGUUUCAUAAAAUGGCUAAUUACUUAUUAUAGGCUAUGAAAUGUCAUUCGUUCUUUAUGAAUUAGGAUUCAACUUAAAUUAAGUAAAUCAGAUAAACAUGUAGAAGUUUGAUAAAAAAUAAGAAAUUUAGUUUAUUUUAGGUAUUUAAAGAAUGGUGUUUGAUGAAAAAAAUGAUUUACUAUUAAUUGUUGGAACAAAAGGUCUUAUUAAUGCUUAUGAUUUAUCUAAUAAAAGUUAUGUUCGCUAAAUAGGGACUCAUACUAUUUAAAACGCUGAAAUUGAUGAUAUAUAUCUAUCAACAGAUGGCAAAUGGUUGUGUGUGUCAUCUGCAACUUUUGGAUUAAAAUUAUUCUAAGUUCAAAAAAAUCAAUUUAAUAAUAAUAGUUCAAUGAUAUUUAAUGAAGUAGGAUAUGGUAAAUAUGGAAAUUACACAAAGUAUUGCUAAAUCACUUCUGACUUAUACAUCUUUUGCUUUGAUAUUUAGUUAGGUUUACUUUUUGUUAACUUUUAAUCAAUUUUAUAAUCUAUCUAAAAUUAAUUUCCCAUUCAAAUUGCUUUUUAAUAAUACUGGCCAUUUUUUACUAAAAUUCCAUCAAUAACAUAAAUGAUAAUUAAUUAAAGUGAAUCACUAUUAUUCUUAGGUACUAGAUCAUAAGGAAUUUAUAUAUUUGACAUUUCAAAUAGACCAAAAUUUAUUCUAGUCUAACAAAUAAAAUCAAACUUUUUUGUGGGAUCUUUAAAACUAUCAAUCGAUGAAUAAUACUUAUAUUUUUCAGAUGGUUCAAGUCUUUUCACUUUUUAAAAAUAAUAAAAAAAUCUGAAUAAUAAUUUUCCAAAUUUGUUUAAUAUUCAUUAGGUAAAGUAUGAUGAAUUUAUGCCUGGCGCAUGGAAAUGGAGAUGCUAUAUUGAUUUCAAUAACUCUUAUUUUAUUGGAGCUUUCGAUGUCAAUGGCAUUUUUGUUUUCCCAUUUUAUUAAAAUCCAUAUAGAUUAAAUAUUUCUAAUUACUAAAUGUAUCCUAUUAUAUAGGAUUCUGUUUACUUAGAACCUUCUGGCAAAUAUAUGAUAGUACCCUAAUAAUUUACUCCUGACAUAAUAGGAGUUUAUUAAUACAACCCAAUUGAUGAUAGUCCUGAUUAAAGUGAUAUCUCUCUUAUGAAUAUGAAAUUAGUAAAAUCCUACCCUACUAAUUUAACUCAAUUAGGCGAGAUGAUAACCUUUAGCUAUGACAGAACAUUUGCUGUUUAAGCUCAUUCAACAGGACUCAUUCUCUACAACUCUACAGAUAUUUUUGAUAUGUAGGUUUACAUAGUUUGGUAGAAUCCUGAUUUUAUGAUAGGUUAAAACGAAGGUGCUUGCAUUACCAAAGACAAUUAAUGGGUGUUAAGUACUAUUAGGUUAUUUGGAGUUUAUUUACUAAAUGUACAAAAUAAAACAAAUCCUAUUCUUUCUGAUUAUUUAUUAAACUUAGGUGGAGAAAGUAUUUUUAUAUCUGAGAUGUAUUCCUAUGCUUAUUUAGUGGAUUUAACUAAAGGCUUUGCUAUUAUUGACAUAACAUAUUUUCCAAAAAUAAAAGUGAUAUCAAGGGUGCCUUUAGAAGGAUAUGUUAUUAUGGCUUUACCUCUAUAUAAUGAAGAAUAUAUUUUAAUUACUCAAGAAGAAAGAGGUAUGCUCACUCUAAUUGAUAUGAGAGAUAAGAAAAAUCCAUAUGUUUUGAAUACAAUAAUUUAUCAAUCCCAGACAAGUUAAGCUGUGUGCAUGCCAAAAAGCUAAGAUUAUAUAUUUCUAACAAUAUCUUCAGGAAUUUUAAUGAUGCCUUUAUUGAGUGAUAUUUAAAUACAUACAGAUGCAAUUCUAAUAACUUAUGAUCAUAAUCUGAAAGUAAGUAGCAUUCAACAAAUAAAUAAGGUUAAUUAUAAUUAGAACAAUGAUGGUGUUUAAAUAAUAAAUGAAUACAUUUUUUAGAUUGGUCAAACUAUUCAAUUUAAUUUUAAUAUAAUUUAUCCAGUCUCUUAAUAUAUGUAAAUACUUUAAGUGUAUUACUACUAUAAUAGCUAGAUUCUGAGCACUCCUAGUUUUUUUUCUUAUGAUGUUACUACUUAAAAGCUAACAUUUACUGUAGAUUAAUCUUUAUUAGGAAAUUCUUAAUAACUAAUAAAUUAAAAUAUAAUUUUAUUGUGGACAGUUAUUCCAUUAGAUAAGACUUCAUUUAUUUACAUCGCUGAAGAUUCUUAUGAUUUAGGUGUUACAAACACAACUUAAUCUGCUUAAAUCUAUCAGUACCUUUUAGAUCAAAAUAUAUUAAACGCAAAAGGAAUAGUUAAUAUUCAGUAUGACUUUAAUAAGAAUUUUCUGUUAGAAAGUGAAUUUUAAUCUAUAUUAAUAGAUCCUUCAACUAUGGAUAAUUUAUAAUACUAAUAAAUCAUAUCUUAGAUUACUUUAAAAAUUAAUAUAUCUUUGAAAAAAUCUUGCUACAUGAAUCCUAUUAGAUUUUAUGUGAUUCCAUCACUAACUUUUGAUGCUACUAAUUCAAAAAAAUUUAUUUCAACCAAUUAGCUGGGAAACAUUUAAAUUAUUUUACAAAUAGAUGAUUAAUUUGGAAAAUUUCUUUUACCAACUUAAACAAUUGUAGCUUUGUAUAUGUCAGCAAAGUAAGAUUAGCUAAAAAUAGAAGGUACCCUUAAUGAAGUUAAUAAAAUUUUAUAAUAAUAGAUAAUAUUUGCAAAUAAUACAAUAAUAACUAAUCAAAUUAGUCCUAAUAUUACAAUAACUAUAAUUGAUAAUAUUAACUAUGAACUAGUUUAAAUUUUACAUAUAGUUGAUUGUAAAUUUAUAAAACUAAAGGAGUAAUUAUAAGUUAACACUUAAAAUAACCUUUAAAUGCAGUUGAAUUAGUAAUAUCCUCAAAAUAUAAUUAGUAUAGAAUCUUAUGUAUAGAUAUCAUUUUCUUCUAGCACAUUUUAUGUAUCAGAUAGCUAGAUAAUAACAUAUAAAUGUUAUUAUUUAAAUAAAAAAGGUGUAUACGAAUUAUUAUCAGCCAACUUCUGGCUUCAGUAAUAAAAUGAUAAGUUAAGUUUCAUAGGCACUUCAACAUCUAGUAUGUAUGGUGAGAUCUAUAAAUUCAAGAUAAUAGCAUUUGAUGGCUAUACUUAAGCAGAAGAUGAAUUUUAGAUUUCUAUAACUGGUGUUCCUUUUACUUAUAUCUUAAAUUUGCUACUUGAGAUAUUAGGUCCUUUGUUAGCAUUAUUUGGUGCUUAUAAGAAAAGGUAUGCUUUCUACAAUAUUAUUUAUAAAAAUAAGAUUACCUUCUCAGAGGAAAGAGUGUUCUGUGGAUAGAUGUACCGAAAGGAAAUUAUCAUUUUAGGUAGAACUCAAGAAGUUGCUCAGUCUAUUUUAUUAAAAUUGCAAAAAAAGAUUUAAAAGCAUCAAAGUAAAAUUAAUAAAGAAAUGGAUUAAAUAAAAAACUAAAUAUUUCAAAGUGCUGAAAAUUAAUUUUCUGAUUAAAGUGAAUCUUUGAGCGAUAAAGAAAACCAAAUAAAUUUUGUAAAUGAAGAAAAAUUUUAAAUUAAAAGUAAUAUGAAUAAAAAAAGUUUUGAAAAAACUUUACAAAAAUUAAAAAAAAUGAAAAAGCAUUAACCAAUUACUUUAUUAGAAUAAAAAUAUAUGGAUGUAACAGGUGAUUUAAUUUUUUCAAAUGUUGUUGAAGAUAUUCUUAGAUUUUCAAUUUAUCCAAAUUAAAAUAUUUUUAAAUCUAAGUAAGAAUUUUUUGGUGAAAUAAUAGAUUAAAAUUCUAGAAUACAUAAAGCUGUCAGAGCAUAAAUUUCAAGAUAACUAUUAAGUUUAGAUUUAAAAACUUAUUAAAUUUAUUAGUUUAUUAAGACAUAUUGCAUUUAAAAUAUAUAAAAAAAUCAUAAUGACUGGUUUAAAGCUUUAGUUUCAAUUGAAUACAAUAGGAAAGAAAAUUCAGAAUAAAAAUCAAUUUUUCCUUAAUUAAAAUUAAAAUAUGAAAUUUUAUUUGAGAUAUUACAAAUUCUCUAACUAUUUUCAGCUAAAAAUGAUAAACAUGUACCUAAGAAUUUUAAGUAAAUGUUAGAUUGUGUAAAUAAAUAUUAAACUGAUAUUAAUAUUUAUUUAUUAAGAGAAGUUAUCUUUGCAGAUACAUUUGGUUUUUAAGGUUAUAUGCCAUCAAAUUUGAAUCCUGCAGUAGGUUAAUCUAUCCAUCUUAACCCUUAUGAUAUAAGUUAAGUUAUUGCAUAUAAAGAAAAGAAAGUUAAUAAAUUGUUAAAGCCGCUUUGCUAACUAUUAAAAAUAUAAUACACAAAAUAUGGGUUGUUUAAAAAUAUGAGACUACCAUCUUGGAUUGAAAUAGAUCAAAGACAUGGAAAAAUAAUUAUUUAUGGAAUCCCAACUAAACUUGAUGUAGAAUAAAUUUAAAUUAGGAUAUAUGAUAAAAAUGGAUAUAUAAUUUAAGAAUUUUCACUUAACAUAAAAAUAAACUUUUAAAAUCCAGAGCAAAGAUUAGAUUAAAUAAAUAAUAUUUUUAGCAACUCAGAAAUUUAAGACGAAUAAAAUUGUUUAAUAAAUGAUGUAAAUAAACAAAAUAAUUAAAAUUAUAGAACUUUUGGCUCAUCUAUUGUAACUAAAAGUCUAUCUGCAAGAACUAAAUAGAACAGUAUUUAUAAUUUGCAUGAGAGAUAAAACAUUUAAUAAUCAUAACAUUGA
Tetrahymena thermophila SB210 is the source of this 4989-nucleotide messenger RNA. RefSeq lists its product as hypothetical. Lineage: Eukaryota; Ciliophora; Oligohymenophorea; Hymenostomatida; Tetrahymenidae. The transcript has a single exon. Gene Ontology annotation, molecular function: protein binding. The record is from RefSeq and is a predicted model, not a curated record.